Messenger RNA from Exophiala mesophila, 2197 nucleotides. RefSeq lists its product as uncharacterized. The transcript is spliced from 2 exons. The record is from RefSeq and is a predicted model, not a curated record. The coding region runs from base 523 to 1446 and encodes 307 amino acids. Lineage: Eukaryota; Fungi; Ascomycota; Eurotiomycetes; Chaetothyriales; Herpotrichiellaceae.
UGGACCACACGGCCAGCUCCUACGGAACCUUCCAAACCAUCCAACCCUACCACAGGUCACCCUCGAUCAAGACAACAUGCCCACCACUCACAGCGCGCCGUUGUAUGUUCUGCAGCAGCAGCUGUUGUGUUGGCCAACCCGCGCCUCCCUGAUCAUCUGCCUCUGCUCUUGCCAUCGUCAACUGUCGUUGUUAUUCGUUCUUUCUAUUGCUGUCCCGUGGCUAAUGACUCUGUUUGACCCAAGCGCCUCGCGACCAAGCCAACAGACCUUCAAACCGACGACAGACUCUCUGCAUUCCAUACGCCUCUGACUUCUCUCACCUGACCAGGCUAUACACUCUCUUUUAGCUGCCUGCUUUUCUUUACCCAUUUACUUGCCUAUAUUCUGCAUCAUUCAUCUCUUGAUCGGACCUCGAUGACUUGCUCCGGCCUUCCACAUGCCGCCCGUUCUCGCGCUUGAUGAGAGACACAUGCAGCUCUCUUUUUCCCCCAGCCCAUUCGCGCGACUCGGCGACCCUUCCCCAUGUCCAACUUGUUGCAACAAUCAUGGACAGAAUCGGAGAAAAUCACCCUGCUGAUCAACAUUCUUCAAGGCGCCGUUCGUGACGUUCCUGCCUAUCUUCUGCAGGGAAUUGUACAGAAUGGCUUGCAACCUAGAUGGGAGGACAUUGCACUUCCUGAAGGUCGUUCGCUCAAUGCUUGCCGCCAUACCUACGAGGAUCUCAAGCUUGCCAUGCAACCCACCGGCUCCUUACACUCGCCUAGGCAUUUCGCGCCCUUUCACCACAUGAGAAUGGGAGCGAAUCCAACUCCCACGCGAGCAGCCUCCGAUCAUGACAUCCGCGCGGCUCCUCAAAGAGCAAUCCAGCCUCGUCCCCCGCGCACUUCAAAUUCUCCACGACCUCCCGCAACCAACGGCGAAUCAUUCACCAUAAUCAGUGCAUAUACACCAGACCAAAUGCCAGAGCGUCGACGGAAGCGUGGCCGCCCGACAAAAGAGGAAGCAGAAGAACGCGAUCGAAGGCUCGCUGCAUCGGGACAAACCUACGAACGUAAAAAGCGACCAGCCAAAAAAGCCCGACCAUCAGAGACUCCCGGAUCGCUUUCAGAAUUCGCCGCAACUACCUCUCCCCAGCCACACACCCCAUUCUUGCAGCUGGAGACAGGACAUGAGGUUUCGAGCGGCAGGAGGUCGAUGCGACCGCAGGACGAUGACGAGUCAUCACUCCCUGCGCAACCUAGAUCUCCUCCCGAUGACUCUGGAAACGAGCGCAGCCUUGAUGUUGUCCCAAGUCCUUCGGAUAGACUGCUCUUGAGAUCGAACCUUCCUCAGGCUAUCCCUGCUGUCACUAGAGACAUGCCUCUCGACCGAAGCCCAACUUUGCGGCAAGAUCGGCCCCCGGUCCUACCAUCAGAUGAACCGCCUCCUGGACCAUCGUCCGCAUGACCCGUCGAUCGACAAAACUGUUUUGUGCCACCUGUUUUCGCUUUCAAAAGUAUAAUAAUUCUCCGCCAUCACCAUACCGCACCCAGAAUACCAUCAAUAACAGUACCUCGCAAACCAACAAAUGAGCCACGAAUAUAGAAAAAAGGAGAAUUAGUGCAUGAUACCCAUGUUUACGACGACGCAUUGCCGAGGGAGGAGGAUGGAUGGUUUUGACUCUCGCGCUGCUCUGCUCUGUUGGCUUGCUCUCCUCCAUUCUAGUCCGGUUUAUCAUUUGACACUACACCCUUGACACAAACAAAACACACCUUCUCCACACAAAUCGACGAUGAUUCAACAGCAAUCCACCUUUUCUGUUUACACCUUUGGAGUUCUAUCAGACCAGGCAAGCGUCGACCAAUGUUGCGCGGCUCGUGGUGACUUGACCAUCAAUCCGCAUGAGCAGGUCUCUCUUGUUGUUCUGAAAUAUAACAUACCUAAUAACCACAAUACAAUCGUGAUCUGCGGGUCAGGUCUACUGCCGGGAAAAUCGGAAUCGUGAAGAUGACCCCAGCAGUUCAAAAACGAACAUGCAAACCAGGAAUCAAGGACAUGGUGGGGAAUAGGGCUUGCAACGAAAGCAUCCCGUCAAACCUACAAGUCCGGAGAUCUCUACAAGACAUUUUAGACUUCUUGAUUCUUCGACGUUAGUAUUUCUAGCCAGGUAAAACGAACGCCAAUUUUAUGGCCUUGUUAAAGGCCCAUCUUCGUCACA